This is a messenger RNA of Staurois parvus, 300 nucleotides long. NCBI's taxonomy places the organism in Eukaryota, Metazoa, Chordata, Amphibia, Anura, Ranidae. The record is from the annotation of a GenBank genome assembly.
AUGACUCGGUGCCCGCUGUCGUGCCAGUUGACCCGGUGCCCGCUGUCUAGCUUGAUGACUCGGUGCCCGCUGUUCUGCCAGAUGACUCAGAGCCCGCUGUCGUGCCAGAUGACUCGAAGCCCGCUGUCGUGCCAGAUGACUCGGAGCCCGCUGUCGUGCCAGAUGACUCGGUGCCCGCUGUCGAGCUUGGUGACUCGGUGCUCGCUGUUCUGCCAGAUGACUCGGUGCCCGCUGUUCUGCCAGAUAAGUCGGUGCCUGCUGUCGUGCCAGUUAACCUGGUGCCCGCUGUCGUGCCAGUUG